AUGCGCACGAUCAUGGAUCGCGUCCGUGCCCUCUUACUUGAUGCAAAGCUACCCAAGACAUUAUGGGCUGAAUGUGUCAGUCACGUGACAACACUUCUUAACAUGACACCCAGUGAAAACACUUCGGAGACUCGUGGUCGACGACGGCGCGUCGGUGAUUACGUCAUCAUUCAUGAUGAUUACGUAAUCACCGGAGUGGAUCGAGUUGGUGCAAUCAUUUGGACACGCGAUCUACCCUCAAGGAUUCGAUCUACUGUGGACACAUCAACUGAUUUGUACCCAUGGAACCCCACCAACCACCGCUCCGCUAACGCAGAAGUCCUUGAGGAAGAAAAAGCCGAAAGCGUCGCGGAAGAACUCAAGGCUCCUGCAGCCUCAGACUCCGACAGCCUUGACGAGAUCCCAGCGACUUGGUCUGGCGAUCAGUUGGAGGAGGCCUUUAACCGGAAUGAGCUCCAAGUAUUUCUGGCCAAGAACCCGGUGAUGAAGAUCCUACAGCUGCAGACGCCGGGGUCGCUGAAAGGACCAGUGAAGCCGCCACCAGCGAAGACGAACAAGAUUAACGCUGUGAAGGGUGUGUUGCGUCUGCUGAAGGACGCAGGCAUCACGCCAGGCCCCUUUGCAGUGAAGGAUCUGUUCCAUCUGGACCUCGAAGCGAUCCAGAUCACGCAGUCAGAGAUCUUCAAAAUGCUGAAGGUUUUGGUUAGAGAGGCGGAAACCCAGACAAAGGUUGAUGCCAAGCCGGAAGCAGCGCUGACUCAGCUCCCCGGAUCGGCUUCGCCGACUGGAUCGUCCCAACAUUCGCACUACGCGUCAGCGACCUCGAUGGCCGACUCGGACACCUCUGAAGGAGUCGAGCGAAUGCAGCUUGGCCCUUCAGGAGCCGCGAUGUUGCAAACCAGAUCGCCCUUAUAUAGAACGUGA
Phytophthora nicotianae INRA-310 is the source of this 924-nucleotide messenger RNA. RefSeq lists its product as hypothetical. The coding region runs from base 1 to 924 and encodes 307 amino acids. The record is from RefSeq and is a predicted model, not a curated record. Lineage: Eukaryota; Oomycota; Peronosporomycetes; Peronosporales; Peronosporaceae. The transcript has 3 exons.